This is a messenger RNA of Penicillium taxi, 2004 nucleotides long. RefSeq lists its product as uncharacterized. NCBI's taxonomy places the organism in Eukaryota, Fungi, Ascomycota, Eurotiomycetes, Eurotiales, Aspergillaceae. The transcript is spliced from 2 exons. The coding region runs from base 1 to 2004 and encodes 667 amino acids. The record is from RefSeq and is a predicted model, not a curated record.
AUGCGUGUCCUUAACCAUACUCGACGGGAUGUUAUUCCCUCUCAACGACUGCCUUUUCUAUUCUCUGCCGCCUCUACCACUAUAGGCUCCGUAUUGCCUUCUCUCGUCGCACGAGAUGACUCUACAUCCACCGCAUCUGCAACCGAGACAAGCUCGGGAGAGAAACCCACUAGUAACUUGAUGACAACUGUAUUACCAGUGGUAUUCGGUGCUGGUAUCCCCAUUAUCUGUGCCGUUGUCAUUUUGGUUAUCUUUCACCGACGACAUGUGAAGAAGUUGUCUCAAGAGGAUGAAAUGGACAAGCACAGAUCUCUCGAUUUUGGCAUGGACAUUGUAAAUUCCAAGUCCGGCAAGGGACAACAAAUGACACAUACCAAAGGAGGCUUGUCUCUAGAUAUUGUUCCUUAUCUGAUGCCACCUGGAAUCCAAAGUCCCUCACGAGACUCGCUGCAUUCGAUUUCUCGAUCAAUUGACGACGACAAGUAUCGCCCGGCUACGUUCACGCAGAAUGACAAUGCCUCCAUUCGAUCUUAUGGAGGUUCUACUCGCUUUGGAGGCCUGGAGGAGCCCAAUGCAGGUCUUCUGGGGAAUGCUGCACACAUGUCCCGCUCUUCUCCUCCGAUAUACCAGAGUCCUACCAACGAAUACCGCACCAGGUCUCCUGGAGGGCCUCAACAGCGUGGCCCUGGAUCUGCUCUGGCUCCCUCGUCAUCUAACUCCCCUAUCUCUCCCGUCGAGCGUAACAAAGUAUUGCCUGUUGGUAACCAAAAUCAGACCAUUGAACCGUCUCCUCUGUCUGCAGAGCCUCAGUUCAGUUUGGGCUCAGAAGAGGAUCUUCAUUAUGACAGCUCUCCUCACCAAACUGACUACCAUGAAGACCGUCCCAACUUCCCGCUACCGGAUCACCCUCUCACCUACCCUGAGCCUGUAGCGAUGCCCGAGCCUGAACACAGGCAGCAGACUCAACUCCCAAGAAUUUCCUUCCCAGCUAGUGAAGUCAGCGACUAUGGAGAUGAGCGACACUCAGAAAUGAUGGUUCCCGCAGUGAAUAUUCAACUGACCGAGGCCGAGGACGAACUCCAUAUGCCCAAUAUGCCUGCAGAGCCUGAAACUCCGGCCUACGACCCUCGUCGUGAUACCCGUCGGAUGACUCUUGGUGUGCGUCCCCUGCCCCCAGAUGAUCCCACCGACAACCCGGAGCAGCGUGCCAACCGCAUCCGAUCCUUCUACAAGGAAUACUUUGACGACAGCAAGCGGGAGACGACCUACUAUGAAGACCACGGCUCCGAGGUAUACGACGGUGGGUACGUCUAUGAUCCCACCACUGGAGAUUACUUCGAUGCCGCCCCUCAAGCUCCGUUCGCCGAACCCAUCGGCCGUCGAGCCAUGACUCCUCCCCCUCGCAUGCCUCCUCGCUUCCAAGGCGGCGCCCGCCAUAUGGCCACCAACUCUGCCGGCUUCAAUCCCGGACCACGGGCAUUCUCCUCGGCCUCUGCGCGUCCCCCUCCCGGUGGACCUCGUGGAGCUCCUCGUAAGAUGCCGCCCCCGUCACCACUCAACAUCCUUCCCACUCCGCACAUGUUGAAGGAUGACUCCAUAUUCAUGGCAGCCGACUUCGCUCCUAGCAGCGGUUUCCGCGGCCGAGCUGAAGGUCGCCCUGAAACCCCCACCGGUGGAACGAUGCCCUACAGUCCAGCAUUCCGAUCUCAUACACCGCUUGCUUCAGUGUUUGAUGAUCUCUCUGCGAUGCCAAGUCCACACGCGCUGCGGAAAUCAGGCGCAUUCACGUCACUGGACUUUGCCCCUCCGCCCCGAUUCAAGAACGCCGAUUCUGGCAGCGACGCAGGCAGCAUCCGUAGCAACCGGAGUGCUAUUUCGAACACUCACAUGAACAAUAUUCGUAAUGGCAACUACCGUGUCAGCCGCCUGCCAGCCGAUAUGGUCGGUACCAAAGAUGACUUGGUGAAUACGCUGCGUCCGCAAAUGGACUUGGCGCAACGGUGA